CGUCAAUUAACUAACUAUGUGGAUCAACAAAUAAUAUUUGUUGAUCGUCAAGAGUCUAGAUUUUACACCUGGGCAUCACUUCAUCGUUUAUCGCCAAUCGCACAGUUUUUGGUUCUUUUGUUCUUUUUCCCACAACGACGCUUCUACGUGACUAUGACAUUGAAGUGAAGCUAAAGUGAAGAUGUUGGCGAUGAGACCCGACACGGUGUGGCUUCGUUGGACGGCUACUCUCAUUUGCCUGCUCUGCAAGCCCUUUCUAUUGUUGCCGAAGCCGACAGAGGGCUCCUUUUCACCGUCAACUGGCCCCCGCCAGUCACGUGUGCGGCAGCUGCUGCUGGACGGAAGUACCAGCUCACUGACAUCGACAGCCGGCGGCGCGGGCGGUGAUCAACAAGCCGUGGCAACUGAGCCAGGAGAGGUUGACGGUGCGAGCAGUACUAGCAAGGACCAUCUACAACCUGGUGCUACACUUACUGGCGAGCACUCGGUGGCGGACCAGCAAGCAGCGUCACUAUCGUUCCUGCGCCAGCCGCGGUACAAUCACUACGCAGAUGAUUUGCCGCAGAGUCGGUCCGGCACCCCUUUGCGGGAGGGUGGGGAUGAAGACAGAGGCACAACAACUGCAACAUCCAUUUCUGCGCAAUCGCAUCCGUUCGAAGAUGGUGCCAGGAGUGUGGAGAAAAUGCUGCAGCUUCCGUUGUCCACUUCGAACCGCGGAGUAGACAGCGCGGCAACUGCGCUCGAGCGGAGCCGCGACCGCUUGUAUCACCUGGGAAACCUUGACGUGGACAAAGUUAUGCCCCCAGGCGACCCGCGUCCCUGCACAUCACCCAUGAAAAAUCUCGAAAAUCACGGUUUGGACGCUUACGAACAAGAGUCCACCGAGGCCAGCCCCACGGGAUGCAGCCCCGGCCUGAGCAGUAGUCCAGCCACGCCUUGGGCCCAGAGCCCGUCGCUUUCCCCCGACGGAGACGGUAGUCCGACGGGGACGACGCCGCCCCUUUUGUCUCUGGAUGCCGAUUAUACGGCGGAAGGAGAUAUUGAGGGAACAGAUACGCGAAUUGUAGGAGCGCAAGACCAGCAAAUGGAUGCGCUGACGUUUGAGCUCAGCGGUCUGGAGCUUGACAAGAAGGAACGCAAUUUGCUCGCGCAGCCGACUGCGGUUGAUACGAGCUCGACGGAGAAAGUGAUGAAGGCAGUAGAAAUGGACGCGUCAUCCCCACCUCCGGAGGCCCUCGGCAAACCGGUCGGCAAUGAUAAUCCCGUACCUGCUGAAGAAGUGGGCAACGACAUCGUCGAGGAUCCGCGCGCCCUCGCGAAGCAGGUUGUAGCCGCGGCGAUUGAGAAGGCGAGCGUGAAAAAUCUAGUGCGGUCCAUUGUGGACAAGGCUUUCCACACCGCGCAAAGCAAACAACGGACAGAAGCCGGACAGCACGAAACGAAUAAGUACGACAAAAGCGAACUAGCAAGCACUGCCGGCAGUUCGGAAGCGACCGCUGAGGUGCCCUUGGUCCCCGCAGUGCCGCAGCCGCUCGUGCAGGUGCAGUACGAGGGUCGGGUGAUUUUCGUUCCCUAUCACCCGAACGAACAGGUUGCGCACUUGGUGCCGCGGGUCAGACACUUCUACUACACCGAAAUCGACCAGUCGGGGCGAACGGAGGAGCAAUAUCCCACGCACUUUCUCACUAUGUACCACAAGUGGGAACCGCUCACAGAAGAGGAGGAACGGAACCACAAAGCGCAACAGCAGCGGGAGGAGGAGGCAAAUCGGCCGCAGGCGUCAGGGACGACCCAGGAGGAAGAUGCGCAGAAGAUGAGUACCGGAGUAGAGAACGCCACGGAAACUGCAAUUGGACCAGCUAGUAGUCCUGCGGCAGAAUCGGAAGAAAGCGGAGAGGCGUCCUCGCCCGCGGAGGAUUUCUCCGGAUCCACCAGUAGUGCCGUCGAAGAAAGCGAAGAUCUUCAAAGCGCUACAAGCCCCUCUGCCGAGUCAGCUGCCAUGGAAGACGACAGCCCGAACCCCGAGUCAGAUUCAUCCAUGCAUGACGAUAGCGCGAACGCAGAUAGUACCGAGGCGUCGGACGAGCCGAUGGUGCAAGCAGAACAAGCAGCAGAGGAAACGACUGAAGUGGCGGAAACGACACCAGCCCCUACAAAACUGGUAAAGAUGGUGGGACGAAGAGAUCUGAACAUGCACGAAAUGCUCGGCUCUUUCUACGAAGAGGGCGGCGUUAUCGAAAUUCAGAACGCGGUCCAGGUCAACUUCAGCGACCGUCCCGGCGAAGUCUUCUUCAUGGGGUGCAGUACUUAUUUCGAGGCGUGGCAGGGUCUACGGGCGCGCGCCUUGGCGCUUUGGGAACGUGUCACCAAGAAGCCAUUGCCGGCAAAUGUUGAUGCAGUGCUGACAAAGUUCACAGGUCCAUACGCCAUGGCCGGAGUGAAAGAGGUUCGCCCGAUACCCGCUGGUAUGCUUGCGUUCUUUAUACCUUUAAGUACAAAAGUCGAAAUGGUGGAAGUUCAAAUUUUUCGAGAAGUGUGAUUACUUAUGGAAGGCAGGGCACCAUACAAGUACACUUGUGCUUCGACUGAGGUGGAAGCACUGUACUCACUUGAUGUUACAAAGACAAACAUAAAAAUAGAUUUAAGAAUUGGCGUAUCGAUGCUUGUACACGAAAUUACUGCCAAUGUUGAUUUCCUUUCACACACAGAUGCAAUCCCAGUCUCGCACGACAUGACAUUGAACAUGCAUUUUCCUGUGUCGGGCGUCCGGGUUCGUUACGACGGUUUGGAGUUCAUCUACCCUCUGACUGGCACGGCACGUGUGAUUGACAUCAAAAAAUGGGUUCAGAACUACUACACCAGUGUGCUGGGCUAUUCUGAUCGAAACCGGUUGUCGGACAUCGAUGUAAGAGGACCGAAUUAUAAUUUUGUUUUCAUUUGAGUAUUGGGAAUAUUCAAGGGCACACUGCCAACAUCAUCAUCAUCAGUAUUGGGAAUUCCUAAGCGUGAUGUUCUGCACACACAUUGAUUUGGAUCGAUGACAUGCAGUUUUGAAAAGAAAGCCAGUCACUUUCUCCAUUACUCUUGUCAGGUGUGGAUCGGCAAAGGGGGAAAGUUUGUGCGCCGCGCGGAGAACGACGAGCAAACAGCGGAGGCGGAGGCGCUACUGAUUCAGCAGGAACUAUCACAAGAAAAAACUGUUUCACUGUGAACUUGUGAUGCAUAGAACGGAACGCAAAUGUGUUUGUCUUGCUACACAUGCAAUACAUUGGGUUUUUAGCUGUGUUUUCCCUUAGGAAGCACGCAUGAUGUCAUGUGUAACAAACUUGUGAUGCAGAUCUUCCAAAAUCGUCACAGUGAAACAGUUUUUUCCUGUGAUAGGAACGCGCACAAUUGGCAGAACAGCUAGCAGCCUCGAGCGAAGAGUUCGAGCGAGAGUCUAUGGGCCUCGAAGACGUUCGCAUACCGUGGCAGCAACCUUCUCCUCUAGUAGCGCAGAACAGCGAUCAAGCGCACGAGGUCGCCGAGGGGGAUGCAGCUGAGCGGAAGGCCGACCUGAAGCUUCGAUCGGAUGAGUUGGACGCACAGGACAAGGAGAUAACGUGUCUGCUAUCGGAGGUAGACACCUUUCAGCAAAAAGAAAAAGAAAUUGCGGACUCGAGCCCGAACACACGUCAACGACACGAAGACAAGCUCGACGACGUGAUUCGCCGUCUGCGCGCACUGAAAGCAGAAGUGGAGCGGAACUUGCACUCUUUAAAGCGUGAUCUGGUGAAAACCGCAAAAAGGCACGAAGAAGUGAAGGAAGAAGUGCUGCGCCUCACGGGAGCUGCGAGCUCCGCGUGUAAUGCUGCAGCAGUGGAAACUUCCGCGCUGCAGACUGUCACGACUCGGGAACAAACGAAGAAGCCACAGACGGCAAAAAGGUCAAAACUGAAUCUCGGCGACAUGGACAUUCUAGACCUCUCGUUGGCACCAAAGCUGUUGAAAAUUCCUGGGGAGGCUAUCACGCUGAAUUUUCGCGCGCCCAAAAACGAAAGGCGAACGGUAACAGUUUUGUUCGAUCUGGUUCCCGGGGUGCUAAUUCGCAUGCCGCUCUUAGGGCUACAUGAGACGUUCGACAACCUGCAGAGUCGUGUAUUGCACUUUCUGACAGAAGGCGCGGGGCAGGGCUUGGGGAGGCAAUUAGCUCAGACCCUGCGCACAAAGUACGGGGCGUCUUUCAAUCCAGCGGACUUAGCCAAGCCGACGACACUGCUCGCGCCGGCGCCAAAUGCGGAUGUUCCAGGUUCGUCGACCACCGAUACAACUGGCCGGGGCGCGGCAACUACUAGUGAGACCACGGACCCCACUGCGCCUCGUCGCGUCGUUGGCCUGACCGGCGGUAUCUUGCAGUAUCUGUACGCGCCAGUGGCUUUGAAGGCUUCUGACGGAACGUACGAGGCCAUGCGCAACCCAGAACUUGAAAUCCAACUGAGCCGCGCGGUCAAGUACGACGCUCUUGGAAGCGCAUCGAUCGAAAGCGCCAUCGACAUGCUUCGCAUUGAGCACUUUGAAGUACAGUUGAUGCGGCUUGACUGGCAGCACUCCGGCGGCAUGCGAUGGGUGUUCCCGCCCGCGCCCGUUUCGUUGAGUGGGCCUAGCGAGAGCACCACAACACUGGUGUGCAGCGGUGAAGGAAUUACCGGGACGACUACGACGGCCGCUGUCCUUGCGGAGGCUCCGACGGCGAAGCCUGCGCCGUGUCCUGCAUUGCCCUUGCCGGUUCCGUAUCCUGUGCAAAAGUAUCGUAUUCGUAUAAAUGCAUUACAGCAUGAGAGCUGGACUUUGUCAUGCUGUUUUACCUUAAGGACAAGAUUCGUCAUGCAUAGUUGCAAUUGGUACGAGUGCGAUAUUUCUGCACAGGAUAUUCGCCCCCCGCCCAGUCCGCACUACCCGAUGCAAAAUGUGCGUGCAGCAUCGAGUACAGACGCUAGUCCGACGCCAGGGGAGGAUACCGAUUGUUCCGCACCGGAGAUGAAAUCCGCUGCCGAGGCCUUCCCUUGCCUUCUUUCCGCAGAAAACGCGGGGCCACCGCAAGCCACGAUUAGUGACUCGCGGCCUUGCACCGGAGACGCAGCGGCUUCAACUGUAGAGCAGAACGCCGCAGAAGUAGAUGUAGACCAGCAAAGCCUUACUGAGAGCGGCUCCCUUGACCAGAUUUUGUACGACCGCCGGCGGCACACCAAGGACGCGUUCGGCCUCUCGGGAAACCACAGAACCGGGAAUAUUAUGGGAAAUCAGAACGACAGUGGGCUGCAGUCUUCUGCUGGAGGUGCGGAAACUACCCAAACAGCAAAGGAGAGUGUUCUUGCGAAAGCAAACGCGAACGAAAAAAUGAACAUCCGCUACCACACACAGAACAUCAUGCAUGCGGCGAAGCGAUCUGAUUUACCUGAGGAUUUUCCUCGAAACAGUGGGGCCGCAUCUUCAUCUUCGAGCACGAUGCCCGUUGGUGCUGUUGACGAAGCAAAGCCGACGGCAGCCACGCAAGACGACAAUUUAGCCCACGAGGAAACGCAGUCCAAUUCUUCCAGUACUCCCGACGUCGACAUGUUGGACAUAGAAAACGAAGGGGAGAGGGACCACUACGGGGAUUUAGAUGCGAUGGUCGACGAUACGCGCAUUCGCCUCGCCCAGGAGGAUGCGAUCCGCGCGCUCCGGCGGCAGCGGAGAAAGCAGAGUAAAAAGGAACCGAAAGCGCCUACGGGGAUCGACCCCCGCGAUCUGCAAAUCACAAGGGGGCUGAAGAACGUGCCCUUCGCCGCCAUGCGGCACGUAGAUUGGAAUCCCCACACGGUGAUUAUGGUGGAGGAGCAGCAGCCCUCACCGCAAAACUCGAUGGACAAUUUGUUUUCCCCCACCGCCGUCUGGACGCAGGACAUGGAGCAGCGCGCGUGGCAGUACGCACGGGACCAGGUUCACGUCAUUUUCACCGUGCAGCUCGAACCACCGAUGGAACCAGCAGCUUUUGUGACGGGUGGUGCCGACAGCACGGGUCGUGGGUCCUCUUCAUCCACAGCCGGUGCUUCGACGCAGCCACUGCAGGAAGAUAGCUCAAUGGCGGAGCAACCAUCAACAGAGCAAGCAGGAUCGAGUUUGUCGGCCAGUGGACAAAAUCUGUGCAGCAGCCCUCCGUCCGUAAAUGGUACCGCCACUCUUUGCCAGCUCAAAACACGCUCCAGCGAUGGCAACGAGCAGACAGUAAACUCAAUCGUCUUUUUGAAACCAGUCGCGUCUUCUUCCAACGGUGAGCGUGAGGGUGCGACCGCUGCGGAAAAUGGAGCCGGUGGAACUAGAACCGAAAAGCCAACUACGGAAGACGUUAGCGAGACAAGUACCGGCCCGCCGGCUCCGUCGUCAGCGGCUGCGGCAAGUGUCGCUCCACCUUUGCCACCACCUCCGGUGCCGAUGGAGGUCGAAAGGCCGGAGGCAAAAAAGCCCGACCCACCGAAAAAAAACCGGUGUCGGGUGUGCAACAAACGGGUGGGACUAACCGGAUUUUCCUGUCCCUGCGGCGGGCUGUUUUGCUCCAAGCACCGGUACGGUGGCGACGUGGAUGAUGACAACACGCACCUUUGCGACUACGACCACAAAACGCAAGGUAAAAAGCAGCUGCAGAAGCAGCUCAUCGGCUAAAAACAAUGCAAAUUUUCACAAUUGUAAUCAGGAGUGCGUAGCGGCAGCAACGAAAACCCACACUGUUUCGCUUACCCUUACGCUCUCUGUACACACGAAAGAAAAUGCUAUGAGUGAUCGUCUAGUUCUCUUUUUUUUGUACAAUGAUAAUGAAAACUGCAAAUCUACUAUCUGGGUCACAUUUUCAAGAAGUAGGCUUCAGGUGCUCGAUGUGUAUAUCGUGGCCCGCAUCCAGGACCAGUUUUGAAGAAAUGCACAUGUGGUUGAGCAGAUCAGUUUAUUCUAUUUUUUUUCCCUCUGACAAGCCUGAGGAGAGGACGACGAGGUUGUAUGUAAGCCAAUCAAUGUCUGUCCUCUUUCGUUUCUUUGCGUGGUUGCAAUUUUUGAUCCAAGAAAAGUAACAAGCUGAAGUCCUGUAUUUUAUCGUUGAACAAAUUUCAAUUUCUACAUCCAAGAAAGGCCUCAUGAAUUCCAACCAUCCAUGCAGGUACUCCAUGACGGGAGAAACCCAUGGAAAAAUGAAAAUGGUUAUCUUGUCUGCGAAAGGUAAAAAAUGCAUUGCGAAAGUGAAUCUGAUAAACACACAGUCAAUUAAAACGACCACAG
Amoebophrya sp. A120 is the source of this 7284-nucleotide messenger RNA. The record is from the annotation of a GenBank genome assembly. Lineage: Eukaryota; Dinophyceae; Syndiniales; Amoebophryaceae.